CGACCAUGGGUUGACAUGGCCACCAUCAAGCCCAUCGAGGGCCGCUCAGUCCACCAGAUCCAGUCGGGACAGGUCAUCGUCGACCUGAUCUCGGUCUGCAAAGAGCUGGUUGAGAACAGCAUCGAUGCAGGCGCCACCUCCAUUGAGAUUCGCUUCAAAAACAAUGGCCUUGAUGCCAUUGAAGUGCAGGACAACGGGUGCGGCAUUUCCCCGGACGACUACGAGACGAUCGCCCUCAAGCACUACACGUCGAAGCUCUCCACCUACGAUGAUCUCUCAUCGCUCCAGACAUUCGGCUUCCGCGGCGAAGCACUAUCCUCACUGUGCGCUCUCUCCAAAUUUCACAUCAUCACUGCUCGAGCUUCAGACGGGGCUAAAGGCACAAAGCUGGAGUUCGAGCAGUCAGGCAAGCUGAAGGGCACGUCGGUGGUGGCGGCUAAGCAGGGCACAACCGUAGUGGUUGAGACACUGUUCCACAACUUGCCAGUGAGGCGGAAAGAGCUAGAGAAGAACGUCAAACGGGAAUACAGCAAGGUGCUUGAGCUGCUUCAAGCCUAUGCUUGCAUUCGCACCGGCGUCAAAUUCAACAUCAGCAAUCAGGUGGCAAAAGGGAAGAGGACAGUGGCCUUCUCAACCAAUGCGAAUCCGAACACCAAGGAGAAUCUUGCCAAUGUCUUUGGUGCAAAGGCGCUCCUUGCCCUCAUCCCACUCAAUCUGCAAUUCGAGAUGGAUUCCUCACGUCGUCCGGGUGAGACUCAGAGUGCGCGUAAUUGGAGUACCCAGAAAGAUGGAUCCCACGCCGUGAAGAUCCUUGGCCACAUUUCGCGGCCUGUAGUUGGCGAGGGCCGUGGCCUCCCAGAUCGGCAAAUGUUCUUCGUUAACUCACGCCCGUGUCACCUACCGCAAGUCAGGAAAGCCUUCAACGAGGUGUACAAGUCCUACAACAUGUCGCAGUCGCCUUUCGUCUUUGCAGACAUACAGCUGGACACCAAUGCCUACGAUGUGAACGUCAGUCCAGACAAAAGGACAAUCAUGCUUCACGACCAGGCGGCGUUGUUGGAGAGCCUGAGGGAUGCCUUGGCCGAGCUCUUCGAAGGCCAUGAUCAGAGUGUGCCUCAAGCCCAACUCUUGGGGAAGCGAACACCGUCCAACCCUACUUUCAAACCGCCUAUCAUGCAACGACCAAGCACCACAGUACCCGACGGCCCAUUCGAUCUCGAUCCUGUUCUAGAGCCACGCAAGCUAUCGUCUGCAUAUGUUGAACGAUCAAGUUCCUCCGCCCCAGCAGACGAGUUGCCCCGGCCUGGAUUCAUGAAAGCAAGCCUCAUCGAAAGAUUCGCUGAGAGAGAUUUUGAGGAAAGUAUCGAUCGUACUUCAAUCACUACAAGGGAGAGCCUUCUUUCGGGGCAGAAUAAGGUUGCUGAGGCGAGAAGAGAGCACCGUACUUCCCAUCAAAGAGGCAAUUCUACAUCACUGGAGAACGCUCCUGUCCAGAACAUCCAGCGGGAGGAUUCUCCACUGUUCGAACCGGAGGGCGCAAGUCCAACGUCAGUUCCAGAAACUGGCGGAAGAUCCAAAGUAUUGGAAGACUUUAAUACGCGUCUAGCCGUACACCAUGCACACCCUCCAGCGGAGCCCUUGCCCUUGCCUAUGGAUCCAGAAACGACCCAAGAAGUCGGAGAGACAGGAGACAGUAUUCCUGCAAUCAUACAAACUCCACAACGACUUACCCAAAGCACUAUACAGAAUGCUUUCGACCGCAUGCGUCCCAUACGGACACCCGCACAACAAGCUACUAUAAGAAUCGGUGAUGUGACCACUGUCUCUACGGUCGGCAAUGAGUCGCGGGCAUCAAGAAGGGCACGAGUGCAUACCCCCAAGUUCUCUCUCAGCGGUACCCCUCUGACGCAAACGCCAAAGCGACCAAUUUUCUUGAAGGGUCUGCGUGGUUUCGCCGCUCCUGGUACGCAGCUGGAGGAGAGCGACGAAGAGGAUGAAGAGGACCAUGACAGCAGUUUGCCUAGUGCACCCGGUCGAGCACCAUCCCCUCAGAAGAAGGGCAUUCACCAUGAGUCUGAGCCUCCCCGGACAGACGAGAUCGACGCGUCAUCAAGCGCCCCGCCCGGUAACGUCCCCACCGAAGAAGAUAGCGACAACGAGCAUGCGGAGGCCAAACCCGAGGCUGAGGCCAAUGACGAGUCUGACGAUGAAUACGUUGAUGAAUCCGAGAAAAAAGCUUACGAAGAAGCAAAGAUUGCUCAGAUGAUUGCCGAAGCAGAAGAGGCGGCAGCAAGACCUACCGAAGAGAACUUGAAGCGGGCUACCAGACUAUUCAAGAUAUCCCAGAAGAAAUACUCUACAACUAAUCUUGAGCGUAUCAUUAACAUCAACAUACCCUCUCUUACCGCUUACAUUCGCCACCUUGACGCUGCCCUGCAGGAUGCCGAGAAGUUUCAGUCCAAAGCCAAACUCUCCACCAACACUCAGCUGAAUAACGAAGAUCCAGAAGAGCGCCUCUCGUUGACAGUCACAAAGUCCGAUUUUUAUAACAUGAUCAUAAUAGGUCAAUUUAACCUAGGCUUCAUCCUCGCCGUUCGUCCACCAACACGGACAUCCCCAACCUCCGACCUCUUCAUCAUCGACCAGCACGCCUCAGACGAAAAAUACAACUUUGAGCGCUUCGCCGCAACCACCGUUCUUGUUUCACAACGCCUCGUUCAUCCUCAUCCCCUCGAGCUCACCGCCGUAGAACAAGAGCUCAUCCUCGCCAACGCACCCUCCCUCACCGCCAACGGCUUCAUCGUAGAGCAGGACUCCUCCGCCGACCCAGACACCCUCAACCGCUUCAAACUCACAUCCCUCCCUAUGAGCAAAGAAGUAACAUUCACACCAAACGACCUCUCCGAGCUCCUCGCCCUCAUCAUGGACAAUCCUCCAUCCUCUUCCCUUUCCACAUCUCAACACAUCCCGCGUCCGUCCAAGAUCCGGAAGCUGCUCGCCAGCAGAGCGUGUCGGGGGAGUGUUAUGAUCGGCAAAACGCUGCGGAAGAGCAAGAUGGAGGAUAUCGUGAGACACAUGGGGAGUAUGGAUAAGCCGUGGAGCUGUCCACAUGGGAGGCCGACUAUGCGGCAUCUUUAUGGAUUGGAGAAGUGGG
This is a messenger RNA of Paraphaeosphaeria sporulosa, 3154 nucleotides long. RefSeq names its product DNA mismatch repair protein MutL. The record is from RefSeq and is a predicted model, not a curated record. The annotation marks the transcript as partial. Gene Ontology annotation, molecular function: ATP hydrolysis activity; ATP-dependent DNA damage sensor activity; mismatched DNA binding. NCBI's taxonomy places the organism in Eukaryota, Fungi, Ascomycota, Dothideomycetes, Pleosporales, Didymosphaeriaceae. Gene Ontology annotation, biological process: mismatch repair. Gene Ontology annotation, cellular component: MutLalpha complex. The transcript has 3 exons.